Molecule: messenger RNA, 498 nt
Organism: Helianthus annuus (common sunflower)
Lineage: Eukaryota; Viridiplantae; Streptophyta; Magnoliopsida; Asterales; Asteraceae
Exons: 2
Coding region: 1-498 (165 amino acids)
Source: RefSeq, a predicted model, not a curated record
AUGGACCGUGAAAUCACGUUCAAUUUGUCGAAUUUCCGUAAAAACCGUAAGAAACGAGUAGAAAAUGAAGAAAUCAAUGAAUCCGGAUCUGAUUUGGCUCUGAAAUCUGUAUCUCACAAGCAUGGGCGAUGGUUGGCCUUUCUUGAGAAGUUUACUUUUGUGGUCAAACACAAGACUGGUGUUUCAAAUAGGGUUGCUGAUGCCUUAAGCAGGAGGAGUAAUCUGCUUGUAUCUAUGAGGGUUGAUGUGCCGGGUUUGGAGGUCAUUCGUGAGCAGUUAGUCAUUGACCCUUAUUUCUCAGUUAUUUUGCAGGAUGUGAAAACUGGGCAAAAGUCAGACUUUCUUUUGCAUGAUGGUUUUCUGUUCAAGGGGAAUCAGCUAUGUAUUCCCGAUUCUAGUCUUCGCUUAAAGAUUAUUAAGGAGUUACUUGGUGAAGGGCAUGUUGGUCGUGAUCGUACUUUACAAUUGGUUCAAGCUUCUUAUUGUUGGCCAAUAUGA